AUUGUGGUAAAAAAAAAAAAAGAUAGAAAAAGCUCCUGAGGUGCUAAAUCGUGAAUUAUAUUAUACGCAAUCCGUUCCAACUGCUUGUUCUUUUAGAUUCAUUCAUUUUUUCCUCUUCGUCUCAAGGUUCUUUGAGGUGUUCCUGGAAACAAGACGGUGGUGUUGAGAGGCUAUAACGCUUUGCAUUCUGUUCAUCUACCAGCAUGAAUGAAUCCUUCGGGACGUUCCAGUUCUCCUGCAACAUGAGCCCGAACUCGCCGCCUGAUCUUUACAUCAGCGUCACCAAGCAGGAGCCCUACCACAUCGCCAUCCCUAUGACCAUAUUCUACAGCGUUCUCUUCGUCUUUGGGGUCCUCUUUAAUGGCGUCAGCAUCCUGACCCUCCUCACCGACGCCCGCAUGAAGGCCAGCGCCAUCCAGCUCUAUCUCCUCAGCCUGGUUCUGUCCGACAUCCUCCAGCUGCUGACUAUCCCCAUCACCGUGUACCGCUAUUAUUGGGAGAGCUACCCCUGGAGGCUAGGAGAACCUUUGUGCAAGGCCUAUUUCAUGGUGCGGCAGAUGUACUGCGCCACCACUAGCUGGGUCAUCCUGGCAUUCACCACCGAGCGCUACAUGGCCAUCUGCCACACCAUGUGGUCCCUGUCGAGUCUCAGAAGAUCCCGGCUGCCCUGCCUCUUGGGCUGGAUCUGGCUGAUAUCGUUGGGCUCUUCCGUGCCCUUCGCCUUGGUCUACAGACACGCCCGGGCCUGCAUCCUGGACUACGGCGCCACUUCACCCGACAAAGUCUUCGUGGUGUCCACCAUGUGCGAGAUGACCGAGCAGGAGCCUUCUCCGGUUUACAAGGGAGCCCUCCUGCUGAGGGGCAUCUUUUGCUUCUUGGUGCCGCUCAUGUGCAUCUUCACGCUAUACGUCCUCAUCAUCAUCCACUUCCGCUACAACAGCCGCCAGCGGACGGCUAUGGGCAUCACCAGGGCGGUCAACAGCGGAGGGAACGCGCAGUGCCUCCAGGACGGGAAGCUGCUCCUUCAGGAGAAACGGGCUUUGCGGCUUAUGGGUGCGGUGGUGGUGGCCUUCUUCAUGUGCAACUUCCCUGACAUCGCCUCCUCGCUCAUGCAGGUGUACGUGGAAACAUGGUCAGGGACGGUGCUCACGGUCUACACGGUUCUCAAGUCCUACCUGUCGCUGCCUCUCUGGUACGUCAACAGUGCCCUCGAUCCCAUCCUCUUCUGCAUCUCCUCCAACGUGUUCCGGAAGGCCUGCUGGAAGACCGUCGGCCCCCUCAGGCCUCGAUGGCCUCACGUCUGCAGACACAAGAGCCCUGCUUCGGUGACGAGCAUGGCCAGCCAGAACUCCACAGGAGCAGCCAGCACAUCUGCCUAAGGCUCUUUCAUUCGACAGAGACCCUGGAGGUGACGUUGGAGCAGGAAUGCUUUUGUGAA
Colossoma macropomum (tambaqui) is the source of this 1438-nucleotide messenger RNA. RefSeq names its product neurotensin receptor type 1-like. The transcript has 2 exons. Gene Ontology annotation, cellular component: plasma membrane. Gene Ontology annotation, biological process: G protein-coupled receptor signaling pathway. Gene Ontology annotation, molecular function: G protein-coupled receptor activity. The record is from RefSeq and is a predicted model, not a curated record. NCBI's taxonomy places the organism in Eukaryota, Metazoa, Chordata, Actinopteri, Characiformes, Serrasalmidae. The coding region runs from base 204 to 1379 and encodes 391 amino acids.